Scaptodrosophila lebanonensis is the source of this 3055-nucleotide messenger RNA. Its product is annotated as probable 2-oxoglutarate dehydrogenase E1 component DHKTD1 homolog, mitochondrial. The coding region runs from base 1 to 2793 and encodes 930 amino acids. The transcript is spliced from 12 exons. Lineage: Eukaryota; Metazoa; Arthropoda; Insecta; Diptera; Drosophilidae. Gene Ontology annotation, molecular function: thiamine pyrophosphate binding; oxoglutarate dehydrogenase (succinyl-transferring) activity. Gene Ontology annotation, biological process: tricarboxylic acid cycle. The record is from RefSeq and is a predicted model, not a curated record.
AUGCAGCGUCAAUUCGUGCAGUCGAAAAGAAAACUCGCGCAUUUUCUUAGCACUCGACCACGCCCAUGUCCCCAUCGAAGCUAUCAUAGUGAAGAGGGCGUCUGGGGCUUUCGACCGGCAGCUAAGCGCGUCUAUACAGUUACUGACGAGGUCCUUGAGUCGCGCAAUUCACAGGCCAACGUCUAUCGGUGGGUGCAAGCAUUUCGCCAACAUGGACACAAAUUGGCAGCCGUAAAUCCCAUCAGCAUCAAAGCGGCACCCAGUCAAAGCGAGCUGCAGGAAUUAAAUCCCGCAUUUUAUGGACUCCAGACGCAUGAGCCUGUGCGCAUCACUGGCCUGUUAAAUGUGCCCGCCUCAUCUCCCACACACCCCAUCCCCCAGAAUGUGGAGCAGCUGGAGGCACUGCUCCAUGGCAUUUACUGUGGCAAAGCUGUCAGUGCCGAGUUCUCAUACAUUGAGAAUCUGGAGGAGCGCGAAUGGCUGGCACUGCAUUUCGAAGCCCUCGGCGAGCAUCAGCUUAGCGCCGAGGCACGCUGUGAAAUUGCUGAGCUGCUAAUUAAGUCGCAGGCAUGGGAUAAUUUCAUGGCUCUCAAAUUUCCGACUGUCAAACGGUAUGGUGGCGAAGGAGCCGAAGCCAUGAUGGCCUUCUUUUGGCAGCUGCUCCGCGACAGUGUGCAAGCCGACCUAUCGCACAUCGUACUCGCAAUGCCGCAUCGGGGACGCACGGCCCUCCAGGCCGCAAUGCUGAGCAUGCGGCCGGCGAAAGUUUUCCGAAAACUGAGCGGCGCAUCGGAAUUCGCGGACGACAUCGAGGCCAUGUCGGACGUCAUAAGCCACUUCCAUACUUCGGAGCAGCUGCACGUCCUUGGGAAAAGCAUACAGUUCAGCAUGGUGCGGAAUUCUUCGCAUCUGGAGGCAGCCAAUCCUGUGGCCAUGGGCAAGACGCGCUCCAAGCAGCAACAUUUGAAAGAUGGCGCCUUUGGCAACCAGCUGUUUGGCCAGCACGUGCUUAAUGUGAUACUCCAUGGUGAUGCAGCGUUUGCCGGUCAGGGCAUAAAUCAGGAGUGCCUUAAUAUGGCCUAUGUCCCGCACUUUGAGGUGGGUGGCACCUUGCAUCUCAUUGUCAACAAUCAGGUUGGGUUUACGACGCCUGGCGAACGGGGUCGAUCCACAGCCUAUGCGUCGGACUUGGCCAAAGCCAUACAGGCGCCCGUCAUCCAUGUCAAUGGCGAUGAUCCGGAGGCACUGGCAGGUGCCACAAAUUUGGCCUUCCGCUAUCAACGCGAAUUCCGAAAGGACGUUUUCAUCGAUCUAAACUGCUUUCGACGUUGGGGUCACAACGAGCUGGACGAUCCAACAUUUACCAAUCCACUGCUCUAUAAAAUUGUAAAUCAACGUACAUCUGUGCCGGAUUUAUACGCGGCCUCGCUAGCCGAAGAAGGCGUGCUGAGUAAGGAGCGUGCAAAGGAGCUGCACGAUGGAUACAUGGCCUAUCUAGGCGAAGAGUUGUCCCUGGCUCCUACCUACCAGCCGCCACCAUCAUUCUUCGAACAGCAGUGGGCAGGACUCCAGCUGGCACCCGACAAUGAACUGACGUAUUGGGAUACAGGUCUGGACUACAGUCUGCUGCACUAUAUUGGCCAGCAAAGCGUCGCCUUCGCGCCAAGCUUUAACAUUCAUCCGCACUUGUUGAAAACACACGUGACUGCACGCUUAAAAAAACUGGAGGCUGGCUCCAAAAUCGAUUGGUCCACUGCCGAGACACUGGCCAUUGGAAGUCUCCUGUAUCAGGGCCACAAUGUGCGCAUCAGUGGCGAGGAUGUUGGUCGUGGCACUUUCUCCCAUCGCCAUGUCAUGCUGGUGGAUCAGAAGACAAACGAAAUGUUCAUACCUUUGAAUAGUUUGGAGGGAGGUCUUGGCGGUCGCUUAGAAGUGGCGCACAGUAUUCUGUCUGAGGAGGCAGUGUUAGGAUUUGAAUAUGGCAUGGCUGCUGAUAAUCCACACAACCUCAUCAUUUGGGAGGCACAAUUCGGGGACUUUGCCAACGGCGCUCAAAUUAUAAUUGAUGCGUUUGUGGUCUCCGGCGAGACUAAAUGGAUGGAGUCGAACGGUUUAGUCAUUCUGCUACCGCAUGGCUACGAUGGAGCCGCCUCUGAGCACAGCUCCUGCCGCAUCGAACGCUUCCUGCAGCUAUGCGACUCAAAGGAAACUGCACGCGAUGGCGACAAUGUCAACGUGCACAUUGUUAAUCCCACAACACCAGCUCAAUAUUAUCAUGUGCUGCGACGACAACUGGCGCGCAACUUCCGCAAGCCCCUGGUUGUGGUCGCACCCAAGACGCUGCUGCGUCUACCAGUUGCCACCUCCACCCACGAAGACUUUCAACCGGGCACAUUCUUCCACAAUGUUCUAGGUGACACUACUGUACAGCCAGAGCAGGUGCGCAAGGUCAUCAUCUGCAGCGGCAAACACUAUUAUAAUCUGGCCGAGGAGCGGGCGAAGCGUGAGGUCCUAGACACUGCUAUUAUCCGUCUGGAAUCCCUGUGUCCCUUCCCACAGCAGGAGCUCCAAGCACAGCUGGCGCAAUACGCCAACGUACAGACCUUCAUCUGGAGCCAGGAGGAGCAUCGCAACAUGGGCGCCUGGUCUUUUGUGCGGCCACGUUUCGAAAAUUUAAUUGGAAAGCAGAUUCAGUACUGCGGUCGCGCCGAGGCCCCCACCCCCGCCACUGGUAUUGGAAAAGUGCAUAAACGAGAGGCUGAUGAGGUUGUUGCUGCCCCAUUUGAGCUUUAGUCCGCUCGAUCGCUACACAACCGUCCGAUCAACUACCUGCCCCGCUCGAUGCAUCGCUGGUCCCAAAAAAGGACCUACAAAAAUCAACAGCUAAUUACGGCGCAUAGAAGCCACCUUAUAGUUCUGUAUAUAGUGAUUCGGGCUUCCAAAAGUUCCAUACAAUAUACAUACAUAUAGUGUGUAUAUAUAUGUACAUAUAUGUGUAUACAUACGCGGAUUCAUAUAUGCAAAAGCUCAAAGUAUAACCUAUAGUUAAUAUUUA